Messenger RNA from Ruditapes philippinarum (Manila clam), 1084 nucleotides. RefSeq names its product translocon-associated protein subunit gamma-like. The record is from RefSeq and is a predicted model, not a curated record. The transcript is spliced from 5 exons. The coding region runs from base 38 to 595 and encodes 185 amino acids. Gene Ontology annotation, cellular component: endoplasmic reticulum; membrane. Gene Ontology annotation, biological process: SRP-dependent cotranslational protein targeting to membrane. Lineage: Eukaryota; Metazoa; Mollusca; Bivalvia; Venerida; Veneridae.
UUGGUGUCACUCUGACUUUUUCCUUUACACCGGCAAGAUGGCAUCCAAAAGCACAAAACAGAAAAAUUUAACAAAAGAAGAGGAAUUGCUGCUUCAAGAUUUCAGCAGAAACGUUUCAACGAAGUCUUCGGCACUAUUUUAUGGAAAUGCGUUGAUAGUUUCAGCCAUCCCCAUUUGGUUGUACUGGAGGAUUCAUCAAAUGGACUUGUACCAGUCAGGCAUUUUAUUUGCUGUUGGCACUCUCAUCAGUACAUACCUUGUUGCCUUUGCUUACAAAAAUGUCAAGUUUGUUCUUAAACAUAAGAUUGCCCAAAAACGAGAAGAUGCUGUUGCCAGGGAAGUAAUGAAAAAAGUAGCUGAUGACAAGAAAAUGAACAAAAAAGAAAAAGAUGAAAGGAUUUUAUGGAAGAAGAACGAGGUAGCAGACUACGAGGCGACAACAUUCUCUAUAUUCUAUAACAACGCCUUUUACCUGGUGCUGCUGAUUCUCUCAUCAUUUUAUGUUCUCAAGAACUUCAACCCAAAUGUAAAUUAUGUAUUUUCAGUUGGGGCAGCAGCUGGACUUCUAGCUCUAUUUUCAACCAGUACCAAAUAAGAUAUUUUACAUAGGAUAGUUCUUAACAACAUUGUACAAGUGGUCAAAGGAUAGAUGUGUAUAUGUAUAUAUGAUGAAAGACAAUUUAUCUGAUAGCAACCACCACCACCAAAGACCAGUGUUUUUGUAACUGUAUAUUUGAUGAAAUAUCACGAAAGUUAACAAUGUCAAUAUAAUAUUUAAAUGAAAAUUUUUAUAUAUUUGAUUUAACAUGUACUUUGGUAUGUCUUAAAUUAAUUGAUUAGGAAGUUGUAACCAAAACAAUGACAUUUUUCAAAAGAUGUGAUCAUUUUCAUACAUAUUAAUUUAUUGAUUGUGCUCUUUUUAAGUUCACAAAAAAAUGUAGAUAUAGUAAUGUGUAUCAUGUAACUAUAUGUGAGUGAAACAGCGACAACUAAAUUAGAUUACAAUUUGUGUCAGGUGCAUAUUUCAAUUUAAUUCAGGUGAUAGAAUGCUUCAAUUUUUUAUGUCAAUAAAAAUGGUAAACUG